Messenger RNA from Cylindrotheca closterium, 825 nucleotides. NCBI's taxonomy places the organism in Eukaryota, Bacillariophyta, Bacillariophyceae, Bacillariales, Bacillariaceae. The record is from the annotation of a GenBank genome assembly.
AUGGCAACAACGACCCGUCCAAACCAGAAACCAGGAAAGCUUUCUUCCAAAUUCGGAGCUGCCUUUGCCGCUUUUGAAAACAACAGUGGUGAAUCAAAUGUUCCGCAAGCUUUCCGGUCUGCCACCACCACGAGAAAGACAAAGCCAAAUACUACUACAGGUCAAACAAGAAGAAGCAACUCAUCCACGCCACUGUUGAAGAAGCAUCAUCAUCCGAACGUGUCAUCGUCUUCUGAAGAAAAGCCGAGGACCAGGUUCAGUCAAUCCAAUUCGUUUCAACGACGAAGCGUCAGUAAUACUGAGAAAGCUUCUGAAAUGGAUAACAACAAGCAUGAACAAGACCAACCCUCCGCACAAACUCCUUCUGCUGCUGCUGAACGGACCAAUAGUACCGCUGAGGAUAUGAUCGCAUUACCUACUACGCCUGGAAAGAGAAACUUUCGAGUUUCUUCCAAACUUGUUGCCAAUCGGGCCAUGGUAUUUGAAUCGUCAAAUAGCAAGAACAAUAGUAGUAGUACUACUACUACUACUACUACUGACACGGCCCUGCUCGCUGAAGAUAAACAUAUCGACGAUGACGAUUCUGAAUGUUAUGGAUACAUUGACCUUGCACCAGUCAAGGAAACUGUACACAGUACAAUUGAUGGGGUCUGCAGUGAUGGUGAAUACGAAGAGUUUUGGGAGGAAGAAACUUUGGAUUCAACAGAGGAAGCAGAUGAUUGGACCUAUCAAAGCUGGGAAGAAGAAACAAUUGUGGACGAUAGAGUGCUGCUGGAAGAGGAGGAAAAUGAAGAAGAAGUAGUAGUAGCAGUAGAAGAGGAAUAA